AUGGCUCUUCACAUAUGAAUUGCAUUUUUCAUUUUUGGUUGCGCAUAUAGUCAAGAUUCCUCCUCAAUUGAACCAAUCAGUGAAAUUUUGGAAGAAAAUGACGUUUGGGUUUUAUCUGAUUCAAAUUUUGAAGACGCCUUAAAUGCUCAGCCUAACCUCCUAGUAGAAUUUUAUGCCCCUUGGUGUGGCCAUUGCAAAAACCUAGCUCCUCACUAUGCCAAAGCCGCUUCUAGACUAAAAGAUAGCAUCCCUCCUAUCAGAAUUGCCAAGGUAGAUGCUACAGUCAGCAAAAAUCUCGCCGAAAAGUAUGGUGUAACCGGAUAUCCUACUUUAAAAUAUUUCGAAAAUAAAGUACCAACUAAUUAUGAUGGAGGAAGAACAGAAGACUCAAUUGUCACUUGGGUUUUAAAAAAAUCAGGCAUAACUUAUACUGUUAUUAGUGACUAUUUCCAUUUACAAAGAAAGCUUGAUAAAGCUAGAGUCGCUGUUGUAUUAUUCUCAAAGCUUGACUCUCCUGAACUGAGGCAUUUUGAUUACGUCACAAAAUACUUAGAAGGCGUCGAAUUUAUAGUUUCUACAGACCCAGUAGCACUGGCCCGUUUUGAGACCAAAGAGCCUUCAAUUAUCCUUUUCAAACAAUUUGACGAAAAAAGAAAUAAUUUUGAUGGAAAAUUCAAACAUGCAGAAAUCGCUAAAUUUAUAGAGAAAAAUAAAAAACCACUUGUAAAUGAGUUUAAUGAUGAAGAUUGGAGAAAAAGUUUUGACGAGAAAAUCCCUGUUUUUCUUUUAAUUUGUAAUAAAGAUGACUAUGAACAGUAUAAAGAAGACUUGUAUGCAGUUGCCAAAAAAUAUAGCAAAAAUAUGAUGUUCUUGUAUGGGGAUAUUUCGGAACAAAAUAAUGAAAAUUUAAAAGACUUUUUAGGAUUAGAAGCCAGUGCACAGCCAGCAAUAGCAAUUAUAGAUAAAGGAGAAAUAAGCAAUAAGUUUAUAAGCUCAGAAAUCCCAACUGAAGAAAGCAUGAAAAGCUUUAUUAAAAAGUGGAAAAAGAAAGAAAUUGAGCCAAGCUAUAAGUCACAAGAACUGCCUGCUAAAAAUUAUGUAAAAAAUGUCAGGGUUUUGGUAGGUAAAAAUUUUGAUGAAGUUGUGCUUGAUAAAACUAAAGACGUUUUAGUGUAUUUUUAUUCUCCUUAUUGCAGCCACUGCAAAGAUUUUGAGCCUGUAUACCAAGAUCUUGCUAAAAAGCUCAGCCAUGUCCCAUCACUUGUGCUUGCUAAAAUUGAUUAUACCCAAAAUGAAGCAAAAGAUCAAAUAAUUAAAAGUUUCCCGACUAUUAAAUUCUUCCCUGGAAAAAAGAAAAAAGGAAUUGAAUACGAGUCCUCAAGGAACCUUGAAAGCCUUUUACAGUUCAUCAAAGAAAAAGCUAGCUUUAAGUUUGAUGAGUCUAAGCCAGAUCUUUAA
Molecule: messenger RNA, 1458 nt
Organism: Blepharisma stoltei
Lineage: Eukaryota; Ciliophora; Heterotrichea; Heterotrichida; Blepharismidae
Source: the annotation of a GenBank genome assembly